Trypanosoma grayi is the source of this 1131-nucleotide messenger RNA. RefSeq names its product glucokinase. The coding region runs from base 1 to 1131 and encodes 376 amino acids. Gene Ontology annotation, molecular function: D-glucose binding; glucokinase activity; ATP binding. The transcript has a single exon. The record is from RefSeq and is a predicted model, not a curated record. NCBI's taxonomy places the organism in Eukaryota, Euglenozoa, Kinetoplastea, Trypanosomatida, Trypanosomatidae. Gene Ontology annotation, biological process: glycolytic process; glucose 6-phosphate metabolic process.
AUGGAAAUCAAGGAGCUUGAGCUUUCUGAGAUGUGCGAGGAGCUCGCGAAGCCGACGUGGAAUGUGCCUCUCAUUUUCAUUGGCGAUGUUGGUGGCACGAGCGCCCGCCUGGGAUUCGCCCACCGCGGCAGAAACGAUGCCGUGUGCAUCGUCACCAAGCGGUUUCACAUGAAGAACAAAGACAUCUGCGACCUGCUCAUAUUCUUCGAGGAGAUCCUCAAGGUGGUGCCGGCCUCCAUUAUCGCGCGCGUGGCAGCUGGUGUGAUCAACGUCCCCGGGCCGGUCACGGGCGGUGCGGUGGGUGGGCCGUUCAACAACCUCAAGGGCCUCGCUCGCCUUGCCGAUUACCCGAAGCAGCUGUUCCCGCCGGGCCGUAGCACGAUCCUCAACGACCUCGAGGCCGGCGGCUUCGGCGUGCUGGCUGCCAGUGAUGCGCACGUCUUCGCGGAGUACUUUGACCUCAUGUGGGAGGGCACACAGUGGCAGAAAUGCGAGCAGCAGCCGGCGGGGUCUGUGCUCGGCCGCGGCCGCUGCGUUGUGCUGGCCCCUGGUACCGGCCUUGGCUCGUCGCUCAUCCACUACGACGAUAUGAGCAAGCGUUAUAUCGUCCUUCCGCUCGAGCUCGGCUCACAGACGCUCCAGAUACGGGAUGACCUUGCGUACUUCCAGGACGCCGCCAAGAGUCUCUCGCGCCUGCCCAGCUACGAGAACAUGGUGAGCGGCGGUGGCUUUGAGUACCACUACAAGCAGUUGGUGGGUGGAGACAAGCCGGCGAUGUCGGCCGGUCAGAUUGCGCGCCUCGCACGCCAAGGUGAUGAGAAGGCCGUACAGGCUAUGAAGAUCUUCAAUAUGUACCUCAUGCGCAUUGCCAGCGAGGCCAGUAUGGCAUUUGUGCCCCUCACCGUCGUGGUUGUUGGCGACAACAUUGUGAAGAAUGGGAUGUUUUACAGCAACCCGGAGAAAAUCCAGGAGAUGCGGAGUGAGGCACUCAACCACGCGAUGGAGCGCUUCGGUUUCCAGAGCCGUGUGACGUACCUACGGCAGAAGAAGCUGUUGAACCUCAACCUCAUCGGGUGUUACCAAUGCGGGCUGCCGCUCAUCAAGAAGGGCAAUCAUGCAUCGAAGUUGUGA